Molecule: messenger RNA, 521 nt
Organism: Durusdinium trenchii
Lineage: Eukaryota; Dinophyceae; Suessiales; Symbiodiniaceae
Source: the annotation of a GenBank genome assembly
AUGGCCUCGGCGUUUCCGAGGAACCCUCGAACGCUAGUGGAGAGAGAGAUCGUAGAGACGGCCAAAGAAAAACGACUCAGAGAUACUUUCAAGUUGAUGAACUAUGCGUAUUACAGUUGGCAUUUUUCAUCCCAAGUACCUCCACCCGAACGGCUGUCAGAGUCUGAGUGCAGAGUCGCGUGGCAACGCGAUCUUCAAGAUGAGACCAUAGAGAAGGUCACACGCAAGGUCCUGAAUAGGAAGACGGGCAAGACUGAAGACCAAAAGUGCAUGUACAUUCCCGUGAUGGCAGAGGGAUUCAAAGACAUGGUUGCGUCAGAGAAACGCCAGUCGAGCAUAGUCACCACCAAGGGCGGGGCGGACAACAAAGCCCUUGAGCGCUCAAGGGCGCACGCACUGUCCUUCUUGUCAAUGUCGGGCGACGAUGACUUCUUUCAAACUUUGAGUAUGGACUUCUUGGGCAAGCUGACACUUGAUGCUGAUGGAACAGAAAUUACGACUGAGGCUGAAGCAGCACGCAG